AUGCACUCCCUCGGCGGUCUUUCACGUUCUCUUCUUCUGUGCCUAGUAGGGCUGAAGGCAGUCCUAGCCAUACCCCAUCCUGCUGACGUCGAGGCUCGCCAGGGCACCCAAGAUGCGAUCCGCGACUGUCUACUCGACGCGGUAGACGGCGACGCAAGCCAGGUGGCGUUCGACAGCCAGCCGGGCUACCAGGCGGCCAACGUGCACCCGUACAAUCUCAAUUGGCCUGUCACUCCGAUCGCCGUGACCUAUCCCCAAACCGCUGAGCAAGUGGCCGCCAUUGUACAAUGCGCGGCACAGGGUGGCUACAAAGUCCAGGCCAGAAGUGGCGGGCAUAGCUACGGAAACUAUUGCUACGGGGGCAGCAACGGCGCCAUUGUCGCCGACCUCAGCUCCCUCACGCACUUCUCCCUGGAUCCCACGACAAACCACGCAACAGCCGGCCCCGGGCUGCUUCUGCGCGACGUCGACCAGGCCCUCCACGACACCAGCAACCGCGCAAUUGCCCACGGACUCUGCCCAACUGUUGGACUCGGCGGCCACGCAACAGUCGGCGGCAUCGGCCCCGCGACGCGGAUCUGGGGACUGACCACGGACCACGUCGUGGGCGCCCAAGUCGUCCUCGCCAACGGGAGUAUUGUGCAUACGUCCGAGACGGAGGAUCCAGAUCUCUUCUUCGCCAUCCGCGGGGCAGGCGCCAGCUUCGGCAUCGUCACGUCCUUUGAAAUGCGCACGGAACCUGCGCCGGACGCGGUCAUGACGUACACCUAUACCUACGCAGCGGGCGAUGUGGAUUCUCGCGCCGAGCUCUUCAGGCAGUGGCAGGAGGUCAUGACCGACCCAUCGCUCACGCGGAAAUUCUCCUGCUCGUGCACGAUCCUCCCCUCGGGCGUGCAGCUCUCGGGGACGUUCUUCGGGAGCGAGGAGGAAUUCGCCGCGUCUGGGAUCUUACAGCGCAUCCCCGCCGCAGGAGCAUCCUCGAACGGUACGACCACUGCAGUGGUCACGGACUGGCUGGGCGCGCUGGCCAACUGGGCGAACGAGGAACUCCUUGACGCCGUGGGGGGCAACGUCCGCGCCUCCUUCCACGAGCACACCGUGCCCAUCACCGCCUCGUCGGCCAUCCCGGACCGCGGGGUGGAUGCCCUGUUCGAGUACCUGGACGCCCACGCCAAGGGCCCGAGCAGGCAUACGUGGUUCAUCCGAAUCGACCACCAGGGCGGGGCGGCGCAGGAUGUCGCUGCGGAUGCGACGGCCUUUGCACACCGCGACGUCCUCCUCUGGAUGGAGACGUAUGUGGUGAAUAUGGCCGGGCAGCCCGUGUCCGAGGAGGGCUACGAGUUUCUGGACGGGCUGAGGCAGACCCUGCGGGAGUCCGUCCCGGGGCUCGAAGACCGAACGUAUCCUGGCCAUGUGGAUCCACUGCUGGAGAAUGCGCAGGAGGCGUAUUGGGGUGCGAAUCUGCCGCGGUUGGAGCGCAUCAAGGGCCAGGUGGAUCCCGAGGAUGUUUUUCAUAACCCGCAGGGUGUGCGGCCUGCGGUCUGA
Molecule: messenger RNA, 1545 nt
Organism: Aspergillus calidoustus
Lineage: Eukaryota; Fungi; Ascomycota; Eurotiomycetes; Eurotiales; Aspergillaceae
Source: the annotation of a GenBank genome assembly